AUGGAAAAAUAUCAUCAAACUGAGUUUAGUCCAAGAACAGGACGACCUUCAACCCAGCUCACUCCGCUUCGUCUGACAGGACGACAUUUUCCAGAUCUUAUUCCAGCUACUGAGAAAAAGGCAAAUCCAACCAGGCAAUGUGGAAUUUGCAGCAGGGCUCGAGAUGAACGCGAAAAGAAGAUUAGAAGAGGAACCAAAUAUUACUGUGCAGAUUGCGAAACCCCCUUGUGUGUGACUCCAUGCUUUAGGAUUUACCACACAGUUGCAAAUAGUUAG
Molecule: messenger RNA, 276 nt
Organism: Acanthoscelides obtectus
Lineage: Eukaryota; Metazoa; Arthropoda; Insecta; Coleoptera; Chrysomelidae
Source: the annotation of a GenBank genome assembly